Oncorhynchus tshawytscha (Chinook salmon) is the source of this 1473-nucleotide messenger RNA. Its product is annotated as protein sidekick-1-like. Lineage: Eukaryota; Metazoa; Chordata; Actinopteri; Salmoniformes; Salmonidae. The record is from RefSeq and is a predicted model, not a curated record. Gene Ontology annotation, biological process: brain development; cell-cell adhesion. Gene Ontology annotation, molecular function: cell-cell adhesion mediator activity.
GUUGAUGCUGAGAGAGGAGGCACCCAGCGCUCCUCCUAAGAACAUGGUGGCGUCGGGUCGUACCAACCAGUCUAUCAUGGUCCAGUGGCAGCCUCCCCCAGAACCACAGCACAAUGGACUGCUCCGAGGAUACGUCCUCAGGUAUCGUCUGGCAGGUCUACCAGGAGAGUACCAAGAGAAGAAUAUCUCUAGUCCAGAGACGAACUACUGUCUCCUAUCAGACCUCAUAAUCUGGACUCAGUAUCAGAUACAACUGGCUGCCUACACUGCUGCAGGCCUGGGGGAGUACAGUACUGCUGUUACUGAGUACACACUACAGGGAGUCCCCACAGCGCCCCCGCAGGCUGUAGAGGUAACAGCAGUCAGCUCCUCCGCUAUCAGAUUCACCUGGAACCCUCCGCCUCAGCAGUUCAUCAACGGGAUCAACCAGGGAUACAAGUUGCUAGUCUGGCCAGAGCACUCCCCCGAGGCUGUAACCAUAGUGACCAUCACCCCCGACUACCCCGGUUCCCGCCUCACCGGAUUGGUUGUUGGACUAAGGAAGUUCACCUGGUAUCUAGGCUCCACCCUCUGCUUCACCACACCCGGCGAUGGACCCAAGAGCCCUCCCAUACUGCUACAGACACACGAAGACACUCCAGGUCCGGUGGGUCACUUGAGCUUCACUGAGAUCCUGGACACGUCUCUGAGGGUGAGCUGGGCAGAGCCUAAAGACAAGAACGGCAUCAUCACAGGUUAUGUGAUAUUGUGGUGUGUUUCUGGGUCAGCAUCGGGGUCAGGGUCGGAGGGCAAUGCGUCCUGUGAGGAGCGAGCUCUCUCUAACUCUACCCUGCAAUACAAGGUCACCAGCUUGACCUCUAUGACAUCGUACGCCCUGGAGGUCGCCGCCAUGACAGCGGCAGGAAGAGGCGUGGCCACCACCUCCACCAUCUCCUCUGGAGUUCCACCAGAGCUUCCUGGUGUGCCCUCUAACCUGGUCAUCUCCAACAUCAGCCCUCGCUCCGCCACUCUAAGGUUCCGUCCCGGCAGCGAUGGGAAGACGGUCAUCUCCAAAUGGAUCGUAGAAGGACAGGUGGUGAGAGAGAGGGUGGAGAGAGGGAUGGGAAGGAGGAGGAGUGGAGAGUCGUGUAUGAGAGAGAGAACAGAGAGAAGCAGCCUGAUGUCGACUCAAUGGAAAUACCAGACCUCCGCCCAUUCACACUGUACAGGUUCCGAUUGCGCCAGGAGAACAUUGUGGGCUCCAGUCCCUCUAGCACCCCCUCCAGGAUGAUUCAGACACUGCAGUCGGCCCCCGACACACCCCCUAACAACCUCACCCUGGUUACAGCCACACAGACCAGCCUCACACUACGCUGGGCGGUAAGACACACCCCCUAACAACCUCACCCUGGUUACAGCUACACAGACCAGCCUCACACUACGCUGGGCGCCGUUACCGGUUUCUGAGUAUAAUGGUAGUCCAGAGACGGUGGG